Caenorhabditis angaria is the source of this 1234-nucleotide messenger RNA. NCBI's taxonomy places the organism in Eukaryota, Metazoa, Nematoda, Chromadorea, Rhabditida, Rhabditidae. The record is from the annotation of a GenBank genome assembly.
AUGUAUUAUGUGAGUUUUUCGUAAUUUUCGAUUAAAAAUUUAUACAUGUCCAUUUUCAGGCGAAUCAAUGGCUUGGGAUAUGUUUGAAGCAAUGUGAUUUCUACGAAAAACUGCGACUGCUUGUCGGUACAAUCAAGUAAGUUUUUUGAAAGGCUUGGGGAAUUUUGAAGUCGAUUUGUUGAAAAUCUAAUAACAUUACGCUGUCGAGGAGGGUCGAUUUGAUAAAGUCAUUUAACAAUGGCAGACAAACUUUUAUUGGCGCUAGAUAUUGGAUUACAAAAUUGAACAUUUUCGGAAAAUUUUCACAAAAAUUGAUGAUUUUACCCAAUCUACCAUUCUGAACAACAUCUUACGUAACAAGGAAACCUUUUUUACUCAACACUUAAAAAGAUUAUUAAAUUUUGAGAAUAGCAAGCUUUUUGGAUGGGAAAACCGGUUCGGCUUUUAUUUUUCUCCCAAUCGACCUUGGAGCCAAAUUCUGAGCUCUCAAGAACUCAAAAAAGGCCUUACAUCCAUUUCAAAAAAUUUUUCGCCAGAAAAAGUUUCAAAUAUUGAUCAGCAUAGUCGGUUUAUUGAAACUUCAUCAAUAAAAAUCAUUUUUUCGAAAAAUUCUGAAUUUUUUUUCUUUUUCGGCUGAAACUUCAAACUCUACUCAUACUUUUUCAAAAAUCAAAAAGUUUUCUGAAACCUCAGUUUAUUCAUGCUUUUUGGAUAAAUCGACCAUGCUGAUUAUCUGCUACUCAGUUUUUUUCACAAAAAUCAAAGAAAUUUUAGUUAUGAUGACGAGCCAAUAUUGACAAUUUUUGAAAUUUUGAGAGUCCAGAACUUGGCUCGGAGGUCCAUUGGGAGACUAAACUUUUAGAGUGUUCUAAAAAAUUUUUUUGUAUUUUUGAAAAUUUUGAGGGUGAGGCUGUACUUUUGUGCAGGAAAGUGGGCUGUGACAUAACUAGAAUUGUCGGACUUGGAAAUCCCAAUUGUACAUAUUUGAAAGAUUCUCAAUUAGUUGCCUGCCAAAAUUGAUUUUUUUUUUAUUUUUAUUUUUUUUUUUUUUGACAAUUCAUGCAAACCCAUUUUUUCAUUAUCAAUUUUCAGGAAUCAACUAUCUCUAUGCUACAUCACUUCGCCACUUCAUGGCUUCUUCCGCUCAAUCGAAAUCAAGACUUCAAAACAGACCACAACAUUUUCAAUUGUUUAUUGUUCUGCUUAUUUUGUUAAUAAAUUGUCAAAUGAUUAG